AUGAAAGCAUUAAAUUUUUUAUAGGAAAAAGCUGAGCAAGAAGGCACUGGUUUCAUUCCAUUUAAAGAUGAAAGAGAUGAACUAGGAAAUCUUAAGGGUUUAUCAAAAAGAAGUUUAUCAAGAGCAAAUAAAAAAAAAAGUGAACACAUUUUUGAUAGAACAACAUCAAAUACUUCCAAAACAUCUUAAAGGUAAUAAAUUAAAAAUUAUAAAUGAUAGAAAUAAAAAAGUAAGAUUUUUAAAAGAGAUUUACUCAACACAUGGUAAUUCUGAUUGGUGUAGCUUAACUAAUUUACGUAAGCUGGAUAAAAAGUUUUAAUUAAAUAUAGAAACAGAGCUUUAAGUGUAAAAACCACUUACAGGAUUAAAUUAAAAGUUAUAAUUUAAUGAUGGAAUAAUAAGAAAGUUUACUACAAACAUUUGUAAUUCACCAAGACUUGGAAAAAAAUAUAAAACAGAAAAUUAUAUCCCCCCUUUGGGUUAUUAUUAACCCUAAGAUAUCUUAAAACGAUAACCUAUGCUUGUUUUUAUGGAUUAAUAAAUUUCAAAUAACAAUAGAUUAUCAUAACACAAAUUCAGUAGAACCGAAGCCUCUACAGCUUAACCUGGUAUAAGACAAAAAUUAUCACCAAAUAAAGGCUCACCUGUUCCACAAGAGAUUUUAGAGAAAGCUUUUAAAACAGAGAGAAUAAUUACAUAACAAAAAUAUAAAUAUGUUCCUUAAAUGAUAGAUGAAAAAAAUCUCGAAAAUCUAACAGCUAGAAUAAAUUGUAUAAGAUAGAAAAUCUAGCAUUCAAAAAUUAACAGUAUAUCGAAUCAAUGA
Paramecium primaurelia is the source of this 823-nucleotide messenger RNA. Lineage: Eukaryota; Ciliophora; Oligohymenophorea; Peniculida; Parameciidae. The record is from the annotation of a GenBank genome assembly.